AGCAAACGUUAGAUCUAUUGUGGUUGAGUAACUAAAAAAAACACUUUGAAAACCAACAAUGACCCUAAAUCGUUCUGAAACACCAAGAAGGGACUUUAAAGCCCUUACUUUUUUGUACGGUCUUCACAGAUAUUUGAUACAAGAACAUCUAGUGUAAGCGCUAUAUCUAAUAUAAAUGGUAAUUCAAGAUGUUAAGUAAGCGGUUGAUUGAAAAUGUCCUGCGUUCCCAAUAUCGGAAAAGUUUGCCUACAAGAGGAAUGCAAUGCUAUUCCGGAGAACCUGGUUCAUGUUCAUCAACUGGUGCUCUUCACUGUAGACCUUUAACAACUCCUCUGGGAUUGAUCAAAAUUACUUGUGUUGUAAUAUCCUCAAUUUUUGCUGGUGCAUGGAUAAGUAGAAAUGGAGCAGAGUUUCUUGAGGAAAAUGAAAUUUUUGUUCCAGAAGAUGAUUAGAAACCAAUAUGUCAGUUGUCUAUUCUGUGAUUAGUAGUUUAUUCGACUAGAUUGUACAAAUCUUAUCUAUUAUUAUUUGCUUUAUCUUUCAGGCUUGUUUCUGUUGUGUAUUGUUAACAGUAAAUUACGCCGGUAUAUGAUGGCCAUAUAAUAACGCGUACACUUAAACUGUUUAUUAGUAUGUUAAAUGAUGAGAAAAUAUAAUGUAAUUCAUUGACUAA
Schistosoma intercalatum is the source of this 673-nucleotide messenger RNA. The record is from the annotation of a GenBank genome assembly. Lineage: Eukaryota; Metazoa; Platyhelminthes; Trematoda; Strigeidida; Schistosomatidae.